Molecule: messenger RNA, 1523 nt
Organism: Gaeumannomyces tritici R3-111a-1
Lineage: Eukaryota; Fungi; Ascomycota; Sordariomycetes; Magnaporthales; Magnaporthaceae
Exons: 3
Coding region: 276-860 (194 amino acids)
Biological process (GO): sphingoid catabolic process
Cellular component (GO): endoplasmic reticulum
Source: RefSeq, a predicted model, not a curated record
GCCACACACCCGGCACAUGAACACGGAAGGGCGCAUUGAGCAAGUUGAACAGACCACUGCUCGUUGACCAAUCCACUGCCAACCUUCAACCACUGCCGCCUUCCUCCUCCUCCGUCGACCUUGCUGGGCAGCCAUGUCCUCGGGCUGCGCACACUUGGUAUUGCUUGCUCUCUAGCCACGCACACACGAGCCCCCGACCCUUGACCCUCGAUCUUGUCUCGAGCAGCUGUCGCACACGAUCGAUCCUGUCGGCCACAGGCAGACUUUGGCCGACCAUGUCGCUCGACCUCGAGAAACACCUCACCUUUUACGGUGCAUACCACUCGAACUCGGUCAACAUCGGCAUCCACAUUGUCUGCGUGCCAUUGAUCCUGUUCUCUGGCUUUACUCUCGCCUCAAACACUGGGGCGCUCUUUUACCUCCCGAGCUGGCUGACCAUCCCGCACCUCGAGCCGACCCUCGGCACGCUGGCCUCGCUCGCAUGGGGCGGCCUCUACCUGCUGCUCGAGCCCGUGGCCGGCACGCUGCUGGCUCUCAUCUGUCUGGGUGCCGCGGCCACUGGAAACUAUCUGAUCGAGGUUGACCAGGCGGGCACCACCAAGGCGGCCCUGGCUCUGCACAUCGUGUGCUGGAUCAUGCAGUUUAUCGGCCACGGAAAGUUCGAGGGCCGCGCCCCCGCCCUGCUCGACAACUUGUUCCAGGCCAUCUUUCUCGCCCCGCUCUUUGUCUGGCUGGAGCUGCUCUUUGCUCUCGGCUACCGUCCCGAGCUCCAGGCCCGCGUCCGCAAGGCUGUUCAGAAGGAGAUUGCCAAGUACCGCGCCACCAAGGACGCCGCGACCAAGAACGGCAAGGCGAACUAGUUCCAACUCUCAAGGUGCGGCGGGGUGGGGGUCGGCUUGGGAAGCCAUAUGCCAGCGCGAGGUCAAGAGGAGAAACUGCAGACGACCGGCCUCGGGGCUUGUCGAUCCCCAAGCACGAUCCGCCACGGCAUCUAUUCUCUAUUCCAGGUUUGGAGAAGCCUUUGAUCUCGUAUGGACUCAUCAACAUGCCUUUCCUGGUCCGCCAUCUGUCUUGUUCGGAGGGGGCCUUUACAGCCUCGACUAGGGUGCCUUGGUUCCCGAGCUCUACAUGUUUUGACGUCGCGUGCGUUGCUUGAUGGCGAGCCCCUCACUGUUGAGCGAGGGCUAUUUUGCGCACUCCACAUGGGCACCGUAGCCGUUCCUCGAGGAACGCUGCCUCGCCGUUACGCCUCGAGCCUCCCAAGGGGCUGGAUGCCAAGAUUGCUGCGACGAGCCGAAAGAUUUGUCUUGGCACAACGAAGGGCUUAAUUACCCAAAAACACAGAUAUGUCACUGUUUGUCAAGGUGGACUCGUUGGAAGAUGACAGGUUUGGAUGAAACAGGAGAGCGGGACUUUACUAAGCAGCAGUGUAGCAUGCCUGGCAGUCAUGUUUUGAAUAACGUUGGCAAAUAUCACUAUAUUUCAACUAUAACUUUUUUGGGGCUUGACGAUGACGAUUUCUA